GGAGAAUUAAAUAAACACACACACACACGCGCGCGCGCGCUCACUGGCGGACACGCGCACACGCACGCACGGCGAUCAACGUGUUUUGGCGCGCCGGGCGGGAGAGAGGGAGAGAGAGCGAGAAAAGAAGACGCGGGAUGUGCCAGCCGCCGGAGGAGGGGGGACACGCCGCUCGUCGUCUGGCCGCCCAGAGACGCUCCGCCGCCGGCGUGUAGUGCGCGGCGCUGGCGUGGAUGUCCGCCGUUUCCGCUGCGCCCUCACGCCGCUCUUCUCGGUCGAGGAGGAGGAGGAGGAGGAGGCGGCGCCGCACGGUGGACGCAAGAGAGGCUCCGCGGCAUGCCGCCGCCGCCGCAGCAGCAGCAGCCCGCUGACCGCGCGCCGGUGCGCCGCCGCCGCCGCCGCGGCUGCUGAAAGAGGACGAGGCUCGCGCACGCCCGCGCGCACGGACAUGGCUUUGUCUUAACGACAUGACGCAUUGCUGUCACCGCCGCCGCGGCGCGGGAGACGCGGACACGACGUGAGGACGCCAACAACUGCAGAGAGAGAGAGAGAGAGAGAGAGAGAGAGAGAGAGAGGAAGAUGGCGCCCACCAAGCCCAGCAUCCAGCACGAGCACGCGCGCAGAGAACGUGACCCCUACUGGGAGCGACCCGCCAACGCAGGAAGCUGCGCCGCCGCCGCCCGACCCAAGACUCUACACCUGGCCGGCCAGCAGCACACCUCGUCGCCAUGGCUGCAGGCGCUGAGGAAGGAGAAGUCGCGGGACGCCGCGAGGUCGCGGCGGGGGAAGGAGAACUUUGAGUUCUACGAGCUGGCCAAGAUGCUGCCGCUGCCGGGCGCCAUCACCAGUCAGCUGGACAAGGCGUCCAUCAUCCGCCUCACCAUCAGCUACCUGAAGAUGAGGGACUUCGCCAACCAGGGGGACCCGCCCUGGAACCUGCGCAUGGAGGGCCCGCCCCCCAACACCUCCGUCAAAGCUAUCGGCAACCAGCGGAGGCGGGGUCCCAGCAUCGUCGCCUCGGAGAUCUUUGAGCCUCACCUGGGCAGCCACAUCUUACAGUCCCUGGACGGUUUUGUAUUUGCACUAAACAAGGAAGGUCGCUUCUUGUACAUCUCGGAGACGGUCUCCAUCUACCUUGGUCUGUCCCAGGUGGAGCUGACGGGCAGCAGCGUCUUCGACUACGUCCAUCCGGGCGACCACGUGGAGAUGGCAGAAGAGCUGGGGAUGAAGCUCCCCCCGGGGCGGGGUGUCUCUCUGUCCCAGAGCGGCCUCAACGACGACGCCGCAUCCUCGGCGUCGUCCUCAUCGCCCUCCGAGACGCCCGAACCAGCGGAGUCGAGCAGCCCGAGCGUGCUGUCGCCUGACAACUGUCUGGAGCGCUCCUUCUUCAUCCGCAUGAAGUCCACGCUCACCAAGCGAGGCGUGCACAUCAAGUCUUCGGGAUACAAGGUGAUCCACGUGACGGGGCGUCUGCGCAUCCGCAUGGCGUUGACGCACAGCCGGGCGGUGCCGGUGCAGAUCAUGGGCAUGGUGGUGGUGGCGCACGCUCUGCCCCCGCCCACCCUCAACGAGGUGCGCAUCGACUGCCAGAUGUUCGUCACCCGCGUCAACAUGGACCUCAAGAUCGUCUACUGCGAGAACAGGAUCAGUGACUACAUGGAUCUGACAUCAGUGGACGUUGUAGGCAAACGUUGUUAUCAGUUGGUUCAUGCUGAAGAUGUGGAAGGCAUCAGACUUUGUCAUGUCGACUUGAUGAACAAGGGUCAGUGCGUGACCAAGUACUACCGAUGGAUCCAGAGGAACACCGGCUACAUCUGGAUCCAGUCCAGCGCCACCCUCGCCAUCAACGCCAAGAACGCCAACGAGAAGAACGUGGUGUGGGUCAACUACGUGCUGAGUAACCACGAAGACAAGGACACGCCGCUCGACAUCAGCCAGCUGCCGAACCUUCCGGAGAAGACCCCGGAGUCCUCGGAGUCUUCCGACUCUGACUGCGAGUACAAGGACAACUCUGACGACGAGAAGUUGGAGGGGAAGCUCGGCCAAUCGGAGCGCAGCGAGGACCCGGAGGCGGAGAGCCGGUGCCGGCAGCUGCACUCCGGCCAAUCGCAGUGCUCGCCCGAGCAGGAAGUGAAGCGUCAGGAGGAGAGAGACACGUCCAGCAACCCCGGGAGUCCGGACAGCGACGACAGUCCGGAGCCUUCCGAGGCUGAGGCGGGGGAGCCGGAGGAGCAUGCAGGGGGCGGCGCCAAGCUGGCGACUCUGAGUGGCUUGGGCGGGCUUCAAAUCAAAGUGGAACAUUACGGCGAGGCUGAGGACCCUCAUCGCUCGCAGUCGUCGUCCUCGGAGGAGGAAGAGGAGAACGACCAUGAGGUGGAGGAAGACGGCGCCGCGAACACCGUCCUCAAGCGCAGGAAGCGUAGGAAAGUUCAGAAGUGGGACCGAACGCGGAUCAGGAAGUUGCGCCGGUCCUCGGCUACGCCCAGCCCUGUCGCCGUGGGUGAUGGCACGCCACUGGUGGACCACUCACACAUGCUCUCCGCCGAGACACCGGGCGGCGGCAGCGCGUCCUCGGUGCUGAAGAUCAAGACGGAAAUGUCGGAGCCCAUCAACUUCGACAACGACAGUAGCAUCUGGAAUUUCCCGCCCAACCGGGAGAUCUCCAGGAACGAAUCCCCGUACAGCAUGACCGCCAAGCCCGCCCCCUCGGGACCACACAAGACCUUCCCCUCGCCACCAGGGGAGGCCCUCCAGGUCCCCGACGCCGUCCUGACGCCUCCGGGCGCCGAAGGUGGGGCAGGGGGAGGAGCGAGGAAGCCUCCUUACAACGGCAGCGCCGCCCCGUCCUCAGUUUCCAGCCUGGCUCCGCCCUCCAGCGCGUCCUCUGCCGACCCCCUGUCGCCGCCGCUGUCGGCGUCCCCUCGGGAAAAGCAGCAAGCCACGCCCACGUCCUCCUCCUCCUCGUCCUCGCUGCUCUACUCGGGCGACGUGGAGGCGCUGCAGCGCUUGCAGGCCGGGAACGUGGUCCUUCCGCUGGUGCAACGCGUCGCCGCCUCGCUGGCGUCCACCGGCAGCACGCCGCCGCGCGUCUACACCACCGGGACCAUCCGCUAUGCGCCGGCCGACGUCACGUUGGCCAUGGCGCCGGGGAACCUCCUUCCCAACGCCUCCUUUGUGGACAGUCCGAGCUUCGGCCUGGACCCCAAGACCCCCAUGGAGAUGCUCUACCACCACGUCCACAGGCUCAACAUGUCCGCCGCCGCCGCCGGGCCCUUCGCCGGCUCCCCGGGCGCCACGGGGGGCCCCGGCGCCCUGUCGGCGCAGAUGCCCGCCUCCGCCAACGUCUUCACCGCGGCCGAAGGACUCUUCUCCACGCUGCCGUUCCCCGUCUACAGCAACGGCAUCCACGCCGCGCAGGGCGGCGCCGAGAGGAAGGAGGACUAGCGCCGGCGCCGGGAGACCGCCUUACUGUGCUUUCGGACUCCACUGUGAGGGUCGGCGAAAUGUUCUGUAGCACUUUCAACUUUUUCUAACCUCGCCGCCGGUUUACGUGAGGAGGAUCUCGGGAAAACGACUCACGCGAAUGUGGAACUUCUCCAUCCCCACCGUCCCGGCCUCCACCUCGGUAGUUUACGCGGCGACACUCGUGGUGCUAACGAGCUAGCGUGGCUAAUUGAAUGUCAAAAGACUCUCUCGGUCUUCUUCCUGCUUCUUGAGCCGCCACCUCGGGAGGAAGACGAUCCGCCCUCUUCCAUCGCAUCUGCCGGGACCAGAGACCCGGACCGACCGACCGACCGACCGACCGAGGCGGCCGUCCUCGUUGCCAAAAAAAAAAAAACGAAGGAGAAAAAAAAUAAUUGUGCACUGUGAAUCCGCCUCAUUUGUAUUUUUUGACGAAACAAUCAAUUUGGUGUCGCUCAUGGCCACUUCCUGUCUGUGUUUUUAUGACGUCGUUACCGUCGCUACGUGUCCCGUGUCUUCUCUGUGCUCUGUGUGGGUGGAGGCCGGAGGCGGGGCUCGGGGGUCUGGGGGGGCGGGACCUGUGAGACUGGACCUCCAAACUGUGCCGCCGCCGGCCCCGCCUCCGCCGCCGCCCCCCGCCGUCGUCGUGAAGCAGUGGAGGUUUGUCGUGCAGGAAGUACCCGAAAACAAAAAAAAGAGAACAUUUGUGGAGUCCAACUUUCUUCUUCUUCUUCUUCUUCUUCUUCUUCUUGGGUUUCUGCUUUGCUUUUGUCGUGUUGCUAACUUCCCGCGUGUGCAUUGGGUGUAUUUCGCUGGUUCCCGCCAAAAUAAAAGCCAGCUUUCUAAAGAAAUGAAAAGAACAAAAAAAACAAAACAUUUCGCACUAUAAAUCUAUUUUUGUAAAAGUGAGGUCAGCUUCUGUUUGACCCUUUUCAAAAUAAAAGUCAGGACCUAAUUUUCUUCUCAGUCGCAACAAAUUGCCGCUGGAUUCCGAUCCUCGGGGGGGACGAUUCGAUUCAGAGUCGAUUCACGAUUCAAAGCGAUUCUUGCAACAUUUUAUGUAGAAGACUGGAUCCGAUUCCGGAUCUCAGGCUGUCGAUUCGAUUCCGAAUCGAUUCUCAGCUCGACACGAUUCUUGAUUUAAACCGAUUCCGAAUUGAUUCCGGUAAAUAAGAAUCGCAAUUCAGAUGUGAAUCCAUUUCUUUAAGGGUUUGAAUCUUUGGAUAUCUAACGAUUUGAUCCGAUUCACGUGGUGAUGAUUUGAUUCCGACUCGAUUCUCAA
Messenger RNA from Nerophis lumbriciformis (worm pipefish), 4744 nucleotides. It is a transcript of the gene npas3, whose product is annotated as neuronal PAS domain protein 3. Gene Ontology annotation, biological process: regulation of transcription by RNA polymerase II. Gene Ontology annotation, molecular function: RNA polymerase II transcription regulatory region sequence-specific DNA binding; DNA-binding transcription factor activity, RNA polymerase II-specific; protein dimerization activity. The record is from RefSeq and is a predicted model, not a curated record. Lineage: Eukaryota; Metazoa; Chordata; Actinopteri; Syngnathiformes; Syngnathidae.